AUGAACUGCAUCAUCCUAUCACGCUUGAGAGUCCGCGGCGACGGCGCGAUUCCACUGCACAUAAUGCGUCCCGCGCUGAGCGGCCGCCGAGGAGCUCUUGCCCGCCACUGCACGUCGCUGACGCCCAACCCAUCGCCGAGGCCGCCCGAGCCCUCUCUACUCGAGCUAGACGUCGCACUGUGCAACCCGCUUCCAACAAGGCUCGCACGCUCGUCGGUCGCGCCCGAAGCCGGCCUCGGCGUCUUUGCUGCCGAGCCGGUCGUGCGAGGCCGCAUCUGCUCCUUCUACCCAGGAACGAUCUGGCGUUUGGAGGACCUCUGGCUGGCCACGCCCAUCGACGACAGCCAGAUGCCGCUGCCAUCGCUCAGUGUGAGCAAUUCCUACCUCCUGCGGUGCACAGUCUGCGACGAGGCUGGCAGCAGAGUCGACUGCCUGGUGGAUGGCCGGCCGUGGGGCGAAUCCGCCGCCAUUUUUGGCCGGCUCGCGGCUGCUCUCGGGCCGGGCCGCGUCUACACCGGCUGGUUGGAAGGGCCCGUGAGGCGCACUGACCUGGCGCGGCUCGCCACGGCCAGCGCCGCCUCCUCACACGCGCUUGGCCACCUCUUAAACCACUCCGACAGGCAGGCGAAUGUUGUGUUCGCUCCUCCCGUGCCGGUGGAGGAGCGGCAGCUCUCCCCCGCCGCACUGAGCCGCGUGCCCGUAGUGGCUGCAGCCUCGCUCACGACCUCUUUGGGCUUCCCUGGCUGGGCGCGCGCACUUGCCUUUCCGCGCUGGCUCCUCCCGAUCCGUGCGGCGAGAGACAUUGAGGAGGGUGAGGAGCUGCUGUGGUCUUACGGUCAGGAUCCAUUGGAAGUCGGGUGGCGCAAAUGA
This is a messenger RNA of Emiliania huxleyi CCMP1516, 870 nucleotides long. RefSeq lists its product as hypothetical. Lineage: Eukaryota; Haptophyta; Isochrysidales; Noelaerhabdaceae. The record is from RefSeq and is a predicted model, not a curated record. Bases 1 to 870 code for a protein of 289 amino acids. Gene Ontology annotation, molecular function: protein binding. The transcript has a single exon.